Coccinella septempunctata (seven-spotted ladybird) is the source of this 1499-nucleotide messenger RNA. RefSeq names its product troponin T (gene TpnT). The transcript is spliced from 12 exons. NCBI's taxonomy places the organism in Eukaryota, Metazoa, Arthropoda, Insecta, Coleoptera, Coccinellidae. Gene Ontology annotation, biological process: sarcomere organization; regulation of muscle contraction; muscle contraction. The coding region runs from base 128 to 1294 and encodes 388 amino acids. Gene Ontology annotation, molecular function: tropomyosin binding. The record is from RefSeq and is a predicted model, not a curated record. Gene Ontology annotation, cellular component: troponin complex.
UAGAGGAGGGGGAAAGGCAGAACUGAACCAAAACAUGUGAACCUCACCAGUCACUGCGGGCUCCCAGAGUUGUGUGGUGCUCCUGGAUUGCUCUUUUUCAUCUAAUUUUUAAAACUAACUCGCUAAUAUGUCCGAUGAAGAGGAAGUUUACUCUGAAGAAGAGGAAGAGGAAGAAGAAGAGGAAGUCGUAGAAACAAAGACCACAACUACCACCACCAAAGUCGAGGCGGAAAAAGAAGGGGAUCCAGAAUUCAUCAAACGCCAAGACCAGAAGAGAUCAGACUUGGACGAACAGCUCCGUGAGUACAUUACAGAAUGGAGGAAACAACGUGCCAAGGAGGAAGAAGACCUCAAAAAGCUGAAGGAGAAACAAGCAAAACGCAAGAUUAGUCGGGCUGAAGAGGAGAGAAAAAUGGCCGAACGUAAGAAGCAAGAAGAAGAGCGCCGUAUCAGGGAAAUAGAGGAGAAGAAACAAAGGGAUAUCGAGGAGAAGAGAAGGCGUUUGGAGGAUGCUGAGAAAAAGCGUCAAGCUAUGAUGCAAGCUCUGAAGGACCAGAACAAAAACAAAGGACCCAACUUUACCAUCACCAAAAGAGACCCUACUUCCAAUCUUUCUGCCGCUCAAAUUGAAAGAAACAAGACCAGAGAACAGUUGGAAGAAGAAAAGAAAAUUUCACUUUCCAUCCGUAUCAAACCUUUGGUAUUAGAUAACUUGAGCGUAGAGAAACUCCGUGACAAAGCCCAAGAGUUGUGGGAGUGCAUUGUUAAACUUGAAACCGAGAAGUACGACUUGGAAGAAAGGCAAAAACGCCAAGACUACGAUCUUAAAGAACUGAAGGAAAGACAGAAGCAACAACUCAGACAUAAGGCUUUGAAAAAAGGUUUGGACCCUGAGGCCCUAACUGGAAAGUACCCACCCAAAAUUCAAGUAGCCUCCAAAUAUGAACGACGCGUGGAUACCCGGUCAUACGACGACAAGAAGAAGCUGUUCGAAGGGGGCUUUGAUCAUUUGUAUAUGGAUCACGUGGAAAAAAUUUGGCAAACAAAAGUCGAAGAAUUUAUGAGCCGGAACAGGACACGGUUACCUAAAUGGUUUGGUGAAAGGCCUGGCAAAAAACCAGGAGACCCCGAAACUCCAGAAGGUGAGGAGGAAGGUAAACAAGCUGCAGACGAUGAUGAAGACCUCAAGGAGCCUAUUAUAGAGCCUGAACCAGAAGAGGAGGAGGAAGAAGAAGAAGAAGAAGUUGAGGUAGAUGAGGAAGAAGAAGAGGAAGAGGAGGAGGAAGAAGAAUAAAUUCUUGAUAAGUUGCUUUUUCUCUUCUGACAAAAUAAAUCUUCAUCAUCAAUCCAUGAAAACGCUAGCAGUUUCAGGAUUAUGUUUCAUAACAUGAGUUUUAUUUCCAAUAUUUUAAGCACCAUCUGUUUUAAUUAAUUUGUAAUUAUUAUGGAAAAACUGUAUUUGUAAUCAUAUAUUAUCAUUACAAAAUAUUGUUCAAUCA